UAUCAGCCACGUCACUUCAUAAUGUAAUCUCGCUGUGGCUGGAGAAUAGCAGCAGAGGGACAGCGCAGCAUUGCCUCGCAACAUUUCGACCCCACCUGGCGCUAUGUUGUUGCUUCUGCUAAUGCUGAGCCUUGGGGUAGCUGCCGACACUACCGUGGACGGCGUAAGAAAUGGACGGCUUAAUCUUUGUCCGCUGGCAUGGGAGAUAUACCCGUGUUCAUGUACGUGGGCAGAGGACCUCGGCCAGCCAGAUCUUUACUGUUCCAACAUUGAAAGCCUGUCGGAGCUUCAAAACAUCUUCCUG
Messenger RNA from Eriocheir sinensis (Chinese mitten crab), 304 nucleotides. RefSeq lists its product as uncharacterized. NCBI's taxonomy places the organism in Eukaryota, Metazoa, Arthropoda, Malacostraca, Decapoda, Varunidae. The record is from RefSeq and is a predicted model, not a curated record.